CCUGCAACUUCAUUUAUUCUUCAACCUUUCUAUUUGAUAAUGAUCCUUGCACACCAUGGAUUUUAAAACUCCCUAUUCUCUCUGCUUCUUGUUGCUUUUUCUGCUGUUUACAUUUUUCACUGGUGCUCAAUUUUAUGAGAACAUAUCAUUGGGUUCAUUCCUCACAGCACGUGAAGAUACCUCGUUCUGGGCAUCACAUUCAGGUGAAUUUGCUUUUGGUUUCAAGCAGAUUCAGAAUGGAGACUUCAUACUCGCCAUCUGGUUUAACCAAAUACCUGAAAAGACCACUGUCUGGUCAGCCAAUAGAAACAGACUAGUGCAGAGGGGAUCCACAGUUCGGCUAACUAAACAUGGUUGCCUGGUGCUGAUUGAUCAAACAGGUCGACAGAUAUGGAGUGCUUAUGGUGGUACAGAAGUUGCUUAUGCGGCCAUGCUUAAUACUGGGAACUUCAUUCUGGCAAACCAAAAGUCCGCCAAUCUCUGGGAGAGUUUUCAGUAUCCAACAGACACAUUAUUGCCCACACAGACAUUUAAUCAAGGCAGCAAGCUCGUUGCUUGUUACUCGGAAGCAAAUCCUUCCACAGGAAGAUUCCUGUUGACUCUAGAAUCUGAUGGAAACCUUGUGCUUUACACUACAGCUUUCCCGGUAGAUAGUCCUAAUUAUCCCUACUGGUCUUCUGAAACUUUUGACGGUAGUUCUCAUGUGAUUUUCAACCAGUCUGGCUACGUAUACCUUGUUGAGAAGAAUGGAAGCAUGAUCAAUGUAUUGUCAGGCGGAGCUUCAACAGAAGACUUCUUUCAGAGAGCCAUUCUCGAAUAUGAUGGAGUUUUCAGACACUACGUCUAUCCAAAGAGUAAUGGCUCAACUUCAGGGAGGUGGCCGCUGACCUGGUCCCCUUUGUCGUUCAUACCUUCAAAUAUUUGCACCAGUAUUACUGGAGAGGUAGGAUGUGGAGCUUGCGGGUUCAACAGUUACUGCACAAUAGGAAAUGAACAAAGACGAAAAUGCCAGUGCCCUCAAGGUUAUAGCUUCUUUGAUCCAAAUGAUGUAAUGAAGGGAUGCAAACAGGACUUUGUUCCACAAAGUUGUGAUAAUGUAUCACUGGAGGCAGAGCUUUUUGAAUUUCUAGAAAUGCAGAAUACCGACUGGCCACUAUCUGAUUAUGAACAUUUUGAAUUAGUCUCCGAGGAUUGGUGCAGGAAAGCUUGCUUGAGUGAUUGUUUCUGUGUUGUUGCUAUCUUCAGAGGCACAGACUGCUGGAAGAAAAAAUUUCCCCUUUCGAAUGGCCGGAUGGACACCAGUGUUGGUGGUAAAGCUCUGAUCAAAAUAAGGAAAGAUUCUUCUAAUUUGCAGCCAGCAGAUCCAGAUGAAGAAAAGAAACAUCAUUCGACUUUGUUCAUAAUCGGCUCAGUGUUGUUUAGUAGCUCUGUAUCCUUAAACUUUCUUCUCCUAAUUGCAGCAGUUAUGAGUGCUUUCCACUUCUAUAAUAGGAAAAACAGUACAUUUCAACAAUACCCAGUCAUGCCAGGCAUAAAUCUUCGGUGUUUCACUUAUAAUGAGUUACAGAAGGCCACAAACGGAUUCAAGGAAGAAUUGGGCAAGGGUGCUUUUUCCACAGUUUAUAAAGGUGUUCUAGCAUUAGAUGAUAAAAUCUUCAUUGCAGUGAAGACGCUAAACAAUAUGGUGAGAGAAAAUGACAAGGCAUUCAAAACAGAAGUAACUGCAAUUGGGCAAACAAAUCACAGAAACUUAGUCCAACUUCUUGGUUUCUGCAAUGAAGGGCAACAUCGCCUUCUUGUUUAUGAAUUCAUGAGCAAUGGCUCAUUGAGAGAUUUUCUGUUCAGAGGUUCCACGCCCAAUUGGUACUUGAGAAUACAAAUUGCUUUAGGAACUGCAAGAGGACUGUCUUACUUGCAUGAAGAAUGCAGCACACAGAUCAUACAUUGCGAUAUCAAACCUCAGAAUGUACUUUUAGAUGAUGCUUUGACAGCAAGGAUUUGUGAUUUUGGAUUAGCCAAGCUUUUGAAGGCAGAGCAAACUCAAACAAGCACUGCAAUUAGGGGCACUAGAGGAUAUGUGGCACCAGAAUGGUUCAAGAACUUGCCUAUCACAGCCAAGGUAGAUGUUUACAGCUUUGGCAUUUUGUUUCUAGAGUUAAUUUGCUGCAGGAAGAACUUUGAACCAGAGGUCAAGGAUGAAAAUCAGAUGGUUCUAGCUGAUUGGGCAUAUGAUAGCUACAGAGAAGAAAAUGUACAUGUCUUAGUGCAGGAUGACCAAGAUGCAAUUUACGAUAUAAGGAGGCUGAAGAAUUAUGUGAUGAUUGCAAUCUGGUGCAUUCAAGAGGAUCCUGCACUAAGACCAACCAUGAAGAAAGUUGUACAGAUGAUAGAAGGAGCGGUCCAAGUUCCUGUUCCUCCAGAUCCCUGCUCAUCUCAGUACACAAGUAGUUCCUUUGAUAUGAGCAGCAUCCGUUAAAUUUGGGGUGCUUUCACGUUAAAUGUUGCAGAACCCUAGGCAAUAGUGUAAACCUGUCGCAAUGAGUAUAAAAAUCAGUCUUUGUCGUAAAUGAUUAUAUGCGGGUUAAAGUCUUCUGGUGAUUCAGAAGGGCAGCACAACUGAAACAAAGCAACUAGUAAUCUAUAUGUAGCGUGCUGGCUAUUGGGCUAUAACUCGUGG
Messenger RNA from Theobroma umbraticum, 2677 nucleotides. Its product is annotated as G-type lectin S-receptor-like serine/threonine-protein kinase LECRK3. Gene Ontology annotation, molecular function: ATP binding; protein serine/threonine kinase activity. Gene Ontology annotation, biological process: protein phosphorylation. NCBI's taxonomy places the organism in Eukaryota, Viridiplantae, Streptophyta, Magnoliopsida, Malvales, Malvaceae. The record is from RefSeq and is a predicted model, not a curated record.